AUGACUUCUCCUCAAAAUAUUCAAAACAUUCCAAAUAUUCAACAACUGGCUAAUAGUCUUAACGAAGUUAGCUUGUCAACUUCGCCCACUAAUACUUUCAGUGGAUCUUUCAAUUCGUUCAAGGCUCGCAGAUUAUCAACCACUAACAAGGCUAAGCCUUUAAAGCCCUUCAGCACUGGUGAUUUCAAGAUCCUCCUACUUGAAAAUGUCAAUCAAACCGCUAUUGACAUUCUUAGUAAACAAGGUUACCAAAUUGAGUUUCAUAAGACUUCUCUCGGAGAGGCUGAAUUGAUCGAGAAGAUCAAGGAUGUCCAUGCUAUUGGUAUCAGAUCAAAGACUAAACUUACUGAAAAGAUCUUGUCCCAUGCUGCGAACUUAGUAUCCAUUGGUUGUUUCUGUAUUGGCACUAACCAAGUCGAUUUAGAAUAUGCGGCUAAGAAGGGUAUUGCUGUCUUCAACUCACCAUUUUCUAAUUCCAGAUCUGUUGCCGAGUUGGUGAUUGCCGAAAUUAUUACCUUGGCUCGUCAAUUGGGCGAUAGAUCGAUUGAACUUCAUUCUGGUACUUGGAAUAAGGUCUCGGCCAAAUGUUGGGAAAUUCGUGGCAAGACGCUGGGUAUUGUAGGAUAUGGUCAUAUCGGUGCCCAAUUGUCAGUUCUUGCAGAAGCUAUGGGUAUGAACGUUAUUUACUAUGAUGUCCAAAUGAUCAUGUCAAUGGGUACUGCCAAGCAGGUUGGUUCUCUUAAGGAACUUCUUAACAAUGCUGACUUCGUCACUUUGCAUGUCCCUGAAUUGCCAGAGACUAAGGGAAUGAUUUCGACCGCUCAAUUUAACGAGAUGAAACAAGGUUCCUAUUUGAUCAAUGCUUCUAGAGGUACUGUUGUUGACAUCCCCGCCUUAAUCGAGGCUCGCAAGUCCGGCAGGGUUGCUGGUUUCGCCCUUGAUGUGUUCCCUAAUGAACCAGCCAAGAACGGUGUUGAUUUGUUCAACAAUGACCUGAAUGCUUGGGCUUCAGAAUUGACCAGUUUGGGCAAUGUCAUUUUAUCACCUCACAUUGGUGGAUCUACCGAGGAGGCCCAAAGUGCUAUAGGCGUCGAAGUGGGCAGUGCACUCGUUAAAUAUAUCAACGAAGGAUCAUCCAUUGGCUCUGUUAACUUUCCUGAAGUCGAUCUUCGUACUCUUUCUCAAGACCAAGUCAACCAUGUCCGUGUUCUUUACAUUCAUCAAAACGUUCCUGGUGUCUUACGUACUGUCAACGAAAUUUUUGCUGAACACAAUAUUGACAAGCAAUUCUCUGACUCUGAGGGUGAUAUUGCCUACCUUAUGGCUGAUAUUUCUGAUGUUUAUGAGUCUGACAUCAAGAAACUUUAUGAACAACUUGAGCAAACUCCUUUCAAGAUCAGAACCAGACUUCUUUAUUAG
Sugiyamaella lignohabitans is the source of this 1419-nucleotide messenger RNA. It is a transcript of the gene SER33, whose product is annotated as phosphoglycerate dehydrogenase SER33. NCBI's taxonomy places the organism in Eukaryota, Fungi, Ascomycota, Dipodascomycetes, Dipodascales, Trichomonascaceae. Bases 1 to 1419 code for a protein of 472 amino acids. The record is from RefSeq and is a predicted model, not a curated record. Gene Ontology annotation, molecular function: oxidoreductase activity, acting on the CH-OH group of donors, NAD or NADP as acceptor; NAD binding. The transcript has a single exon.